This is a messenger RNA of Microcebus murinus (gray mouse lemur), 838 nucleotides long. Lineage: Eukaryota; Metazoa; Chordata; Mammalia; Primates; Cheirogaleidae. The record is from RefSeq and is a predicted model, not a curated record.
AUGGAGCCGGAAGAGGGGACGCCGCUGUGGCGGCUGUAGAAGCUGCCGGCGGAGCUGGGCCUGCAGCUUCUUCACAAAAUAAUUGAUGGCAUUUGUGGCCGAGCUUAUCCUCUCUACCAGGAUUAUAACAGUAUUUGGGAAUCAAAAGAAUGGAAGAGUGUUCUAGAAGAUGUUACGAAAUUUUUCAAAGCGGUAGUUGGUAAAAAUUUAUCUGAUGAAGAGAUAUUUCAGCAGUUGAAUCAGUUGAACUCAUGUCAUCAAGAAGCGAUCAUGAAAUGCUUGAAAAGUAGGAAAGAUGAGAUCAAGCAGGCUCUGUUAGGAGAAAUAGUUGAUAUUUCCUCUGCACAACUACAGAAUUUUGAUUGGCAAUUAAAGCUUGCACUUUCUAGUGACAAGAUUGCUGCAUUACAAAUGCCACUUUUACAUCUUCAUCUAGAUGUAAAAGAAAAUGGUGAAGUAAAACCGUAUUCUGUUGAAAUGAGUAAAAAAGAGCUGCAGAAGCUAAUGAAUUCCUUGGAAGCAGCUAAUAAGGUGGUCCUGCAGUUGAAAUAACUGGAAAUGACGAACACCAGCGCUAUCAGAUUUUUCACCGCUGCAGUUGAUACGGCAGAGAAUGCCGUGUGUUCAGAAACCCCGCGAUGUCUUGACUGCUACACCGGCUUGGGGAAGCAGCAGCGUUGUGACUACAGAGAUAAAAAUUCAUCAGUAUCUCUGAAGAACAGGAAAUUACAUGGUUGACAGGAAAUGCAUAAAAUGAAAGACGAAAAAUCUAUAGUAGCUGUUUAUAUUUUCAUAAUGAUUGUUUUGCCUCAUCUGUUAAAUAUUUGCAACAUCUUUG